UAAACGGGAAAUGGGCCUGUAGUCGCUACUACACCACGUAGUGACAUCGCUGUGGCCAGUCUAGAGGCGUUUUGUGCAUUGACAGGCCGUGAAUGUUUGUGUCAGCGUUCAUUUUCAAGAUAGUUUCCGAUUUGGAUAAACAAGCUUCAGGAUGGGUUGAUUUUAAUUCAAGGAUCGUCCCCUAGCUUCGACUGAAAGUUGGCAGACGACAGAAGUUCACCUGUGGACCGGCGUGCACUUCGGAGUACGAAAUGUGAAAUGUUUGUCAGAGCUGAGUUUACUGUUACUCAAUAUGUAAAAACGACUUACUAUGGGCUUGUGUUUUAGUUUGGAUCAGGAAGAACUGAAAGCUCGUGCGAGGAGCGAAGCAAUUGACAGGACUCUUCAGCUUUGGGCGAAAGAAGAGGAGAAUGUCAUUAAGAUUCUUUUACUUGGUACUGCCGAGGGUGGGAAGAGCACUCUAGUCAAACAGAUGAAGAUCAUACACAACGAGGGGUUCUCUCAUGAGGAACUGCUCUCCUUCAAGACAGCUGUCCUGGAUAAUCUGGUCAGCUCGAUGAAGUUCGUCCUGACCGGCAUGGGCAUGCUCCGUAUCAACCUGCAGAACCCAGACAACAGGGUACAUGCCCAGGUGAUCAUGGCCUGCAUGAGAUGCUACGACAAGAAAGCCAUCAUGCUGCCUCACGUCUACAAAGCCCUAAAGCUGCUCUGGCAUGAUCGAGGGGUCAGGCAUUCUGUGUUCAAGGGAUACGAAUAUGAGCUCAACGAUUCUGCAAUAUAUUACUUUGAGAACAUGGACCGCAUUAGCUCCCCCAGCUAUGUCCCCACCGCUAAAGAUGUCUUGAGGGCACGGGUCAGGACCACCGGAGUCAUAGAAACAUGUUUCAAGAUAGAGAGUGUCAUAAUUAGGAUGUUUGAUGUCGGAGGUCAGAGGUCAGAACGCAGGAAGUGGAUCCAGUGUUUCGACGAUGUCCGAUGUAUACUGUUUGUAGUUGCUCUCAGCUCCUAUGAUCUUUACCUCUAUGAGGACACAAGAAUGAACAGACUGGUGGAAAGUCUCACCCUCUUCCGACAGAUAUGCAAUAACAGAUUUUUCAUCAACACAACUAUGAUUCUGUUCCUGAACAAGCUGGACUUGUUCCAGGACAAGAUUCUUCACUCAGGACGUCAUCUCAAGAAGUUUUUUGCUGACUACCCAGGUCCAGAGCGUGAUGUUGACAGUGCUCUCCGCUACAUCCAGCACUUGUUCAUGAUGCAGAACAAUCUCCAGACAAAGGUCAUCUACCCACACUUCACCACAGCAACAGACACAUCCAACAUUCAGGUGGUGUUCCAGGUCGUGAUGGACUCCAUACUCAGAGACAAUCUCAAGUCCUUCUCCAUCUUAUAGCACUGACUUCCCUGCAGGUUGUAGUGGACUCCCUACAGAGACAAUCUCAGUGGACUCCCUACAGAGACAAUCUCAAGUCCUUCUCCACUUUAUAGCACUGGCCUCCCCUGCAGGUAGCGAUCGACACAAAGACAGUUUCAAGUCCUUCUCGGUCUUAUAGCACCAGCCUCCCAGUCAGGUAGUGAUGAGAUACGUGUCUUACUAUGUGCUUCAGGAGGUAAAUGCUGCUGUCUAUUGCAUACACCUCAUGCUGUUUACUGUGCAUCUAGGAGAAACUUGUUGGUGCAAGAAGACAGACAAUCAUGUCAGCUCCCAUUGACAUCUGCUGUCCACAUAAUCACUCAGGUUAGCUAGCUGUGUCGCAUUAAUGCAUCGAGUGGAACAGUAUGGGUGUUAGGGGAGUCCAACACUUCUGACAAAGUUGUCGGACGUCUGACGUCUUCACUCAUCUUCACAUCAGCUAGACGGUAUGCUGCACACAUGCAUAGAGUGGGGUAGUAUGAACCUUGUGGGAGCAGUGUGGGUUAAGUAGUCUAUCACUGCUGUCUGCUGGCUACUAUAGUCAUUGUUCGGAUAGCUUGUCUGUUGUACACCGUCCACCCUUUCACAAGCUUUCUGAUACUACAUCUGUGUGCUAACUAGCUGAUCUUCAUCAGGAGUCUGCACAGUUUGAAGAGGUUCUAGGAGGUGCUGUUCGAAACAAUGGCAUCUUUGUUCUAUAACAAAAAGAAUAACCUUGAGUUGAACAUUUCCCACCUCUGUGCACAGAUUUAAACCUGUAUUUAAUACACAAGGACAGUCCCUCUCCGCAGUAUUGGGAUCUUGUUAAAUAUGUAUUCAAUAGGGCUGGGACGAGUCCAAAUUUUCUACCCACAUACCCAUCCAGCUAUUACCCAACCCUAAAAUUUUAUUUUAAAAACCUAUAAAGGUCAUAAGGAAUGAGUGCAUAGUCAGAAAGAAAUGCGAACAUUAAUGACUUUUAGUGUAACCAUGGAGUUCUAGGUAAUUUUUGUCAUUAAACAAUAUAUCACGUGACUAACCACGGGUCCAGGUAGACCUGUGGGUACCCAGGUCCUACUCAGAACCCAACUGACCUGAGUAGCCGAGUUACCCGUCCCAGCCUAGCAUUUAAUGAUUUCGGUCAUGAUGUUUAUCAGUAGAAGAAAGGGGUAUUCAACCAGUAAAACCACUUGCUUUGAUUACAGAUUUGAUUACAGUGAGUGAGUGAGUGAGUG
Molecule: messenger RNA, 2625 nt
Organism: Haliotis rufescens (red abalone)
Lineage: Eukaryota; Metazoa; Mollusca; Gastropoda; Lepetellida; Haliotidae
Product: guanine nucleotide-binding protein G(o) subunit alpha-like
Exons: 9
Coding region: 311-1390 (359 amino acids)
Biological process (GO): adenylate cyclase-modulating G protein-coupled receptor signaling pathway
Cellular component (GO): heterotrimeric G-protein complex
Molecular function (GO): G protein-coupled receptor binding; GTPase activity; G-protein beta/gamma-subunit complex binding
Source: RefSeq, a predicted model, not a curated record